CAAUCGUAGGUAGGUAGGUAUGUAAGUUUCUGGUUUCUGAACUGAUUUUUGUGAUGUGAAAUGGCGAAAUUGUGACUCUUGUGGAUCAAUUUAUUUUUUAUGUUCGUUACCUAAAUAAUUAACAUUUUUUAUAAAAAGUAAUGCAUGAUUUAAAUUGCUAAAAGAUAUAUGAUAUAUUUUAGUCAUUUGUAAACCAUGAUCGUGUUAUAUUGACUUUUAUCUAUAAUAAGUUCUAUGAAACCAGUUGUGGGCAUUUUGGCUUCAAUCGGAUUUUUCAGUGUAACUCAGGGUUUAAGGUUGCAGCGAUGAACAACUGUGGUGCAGCUGCUAUUGGAAGCACAGUAGGUGUUCCAAGUGGUACAUAUGAUGGAAAAAUAGCUGGACUGUAUGACUUGCUUGAUACUCUCGGUUCUGGACAUUUCGCUGUCGUCAAACUAGCAAGACAUGUAUUUACGGGUGAAAAAGUUGCUGUAAAAGUAAUAGAUAAAAGCAAAUUAGAUGAGGUGUCCAAAUCACAUUUAUUUCAGGAGGUUCGAUGUAUGAAGCUUGUGCAGCACCCUAAUGUUGUACGACUAUAUGAAGUUAUAGAUACACAGACUAAGUUAUACUUAAUAUUAGAAUUAGGAGAUGGUGGUGACCUAUAUGACUAUAUUAUGAGACAUGAAUCUGGUCUAUCAGAAUCUCUUGCACGUGAUUAUUUUCGUCAAAUCGUUCGUGCUAUCUCAUAUUGCCACAGGUUACAUGUAGUGCACCGGGACUUGAAGCCUGAGAACGUAGUUUUCUUUGAAAAAUUAGGUGUAGUGAAAUUGACUGAUUUCGGUUUUAGCAAUAAAUUCUGUCCAGGCCAGAAGUUAGAAACUUCUUGCGGCUCGUUAGCUUAUUCUGCUCCAGAGAUUCUAUUGGGUGACUCUUAUGAUGCCCCAGCGGUGGACGUGUGGUCCCUGGGUGUCAUUCUGUACAUGCUCGUGUGUGGACAAGCACCUUUUCAAGAGGCUAAUGAUAGUGAAACUUUAACAAUGAUCAUGGAUUGUAAAUAUACCAUACCACCACAUAUAUCAAAUUCAUGUAAAAGACUCAUAGGAAGAAUGCUCGUAAGAGAACCAGAAAAAAGAGCCACAUUAUCAGAAAUAGCCACAGAUCCUUGGGUUACUGCUGGUGAAGGGAUAACCGUUGAGGACUUUGAUACACCUCUUGUGGCUAAAGAACAACUCUCGGAAGACGACCGGUCCGCAAUCAUUCAGAGAAUGGUUAAUGGUACUAUAGGAACAAAAGAGGAGAUACUGGAGGCUCUUGAAAAAAAUGAGUACAAUCAUAUUACUGCUACAUAUUUCUUGUUGGCUGAGAGAAAAUUAAGAUCAAAAAGGCUGGAGCAGAAUCGCGGCGUCCGUCGGCCGGAAGCGCUGAGCGUGGUGAAGUGCGGCGGCGCAGGCGGAGGCGCGGGGGGCGGGGCGCGGCUGCUGGCGCCGCCGGCCGCGCCCGCCGCGCCCCGCACGCCGCAGGACGUGCCUCCGCGGUCGCGCAAAUGUAGCAUUGUGCGCGAGGAGGAGGAUGACGAGGAGGGCGGCGUGUCGGGCGGGGAGGGUCGCGGGGGGGGCGCGCGGCGCGGCUCGCGCUCCGAGGGCCGCCUGCACCUCGCCGCCCGCGCCGCGCACGUCUCGCUGCCUGUCCCGCCGCCGCAUCCGCCGCAUCCGCCGCAUCCGCCGCCCACUACGCAACUGGCUGAAAACCUUGUCAAGGUAAAUUUGGACGACGAGGUGUGCCGGGAUAUCGAAAAAGUAAUCUACGGCGGAGGGGAGGGCGGCGCGACCAGUAGCACUCCGGCGCCGCGUGUGCCUCCCCCCGCCCCGCCCCCCGCCCGCCGCCAGCGCCUCGACUGCCGGCGCCGCAGGCCGCGCGCCGGCUCCUGCUCCUCCUCCGACCUCUCCGACGACGACUCCGAGAAAAAGAAACGGGCAGCCGAGCGCGCAGAGCUGCCCGCGGACCGGCCGCGACGCGACUCUCACGAUGACUCCAGCGACAGCCAGGAGCGGGGCGCGGGGGCCGGGGGGCGCGGCGGGGCGCGGGCCUCGCCGGCGGGUGUGGCGGGUGCGCCGGGGGCGGGCGGCGGCGGCGCUGGGGCCGCGGGGGCGGGGGGCGCGGGGGGCGCGGCGGGCGACGCGCGCGGCGGCGGCGGGCGGCGGCGGCGCGCGGCGCGCAAGGAGUCGCGGCUGCGGGAGUCGCGCUCGCUGAACCGCAUCGCGGAGGUGGAGGAGGCGGCGGCGGCGCGCUGGGCGGGCGGCGGGCUGGCGGCGCUGUGCGGCCGCCCGCUGCUGCGGCUGCUGGCGGCCGCGCGCCCCUCGCCCUCCGCCCGCCGCCUGCCCGGUCUCUGCUAGCCGCCCGCUAUCACGUCCGGAACCUAUGAGAUUGUCUCUACGCGAUGCGAGUUUCCUGAAAUCGCUUUGUUGACUUCGUUCUUGACGUAGUUGUCUAAUAGCUUGCUACACGGAACACCCAUGAUAUAGACGCGUUGCGUUACGAAGCCGCUCGCGGGUCCAGUCUCCGCGACGAUCAUAAUAUUCGACGUGCGGUCUGAUGGUUGGCAGUGAGGAUCCGCUCGUGCUAUUGCAACUGAUCAAAACAGCAAUUGUUUUGUUGUUUCGAGCGAUUGUUGGUUCCACGGGGCUUCAUCCUCUUCUGGUAAUACUUUGUUCCCAUACAAACAACAAUUUACAAACUAACAAACAUGACAAGAAGCCGUGUAUAUCAAAACAAUUAUAAUCAUUACCAAUUUCCACUUACUGUUAAGUGUAUUGUUACAAUCUGACUGAACUUGACCCCAUACUAUCCUUAGUAAUAUGCGACUGAAUCACUCGAGUUCCCAACUCUAUAAUAAAUAUAGAUCUGUUACUAUUUUGUAAUAUUAGACGAAACUAAAUUGAGCCAAUGCCAAAUGAUAAAUCGAUGUAUAUGUAAACAACUGCGCCUCAAUUUUAUACGGUAUCUUUAUUUUGAAAAGUUUAUUAUCUAUUUAUUCAAUGUAGUGACAAUAUAUUUAGUGAUGAUUGAUAACUUUAAAUUUUAAUGAUUGAUAAAUUUGAACAAGUGAGUCGUCAACAAGAAUUGAGAUCUGACUAAAACUAUAUUAUUGGCCAAUUUGAAACGCUUUUUACUUACAUUAUACAUUUCCAUUAAAUAUUCUUAUAUUCGUACAUUACAUUGGAUAAAUAUAUCUGAUAUCGUCUUACUCAUCACCUUACUCAGGAGCACACCCAUCUAUCAUGUCGAGGUAAACAGGGUUUCACAAUUCAGUUACCUGUCACGUAUACCAUCAUAGUAACCGUCUACAAAAAUUACAUAUUAAAUAAUGUACAUGGUGUUUCGUAAUUUCAUGCUCGACGCUAGCCGUCCCUCUCUUACUCAAAAAAUUAUGAGUAAGAGUGUAUGACAGUCAGGGUUUAUAAAUUGAUUUUUCAUGGACUAACAAAGGCGUUUGGUAACUAGGUCUAGCAACUAACACCUAAACUACUACAUUAGUAACAGAAUAAAUAGAUUUCUCGAUAAUUCAUUUCACUUUGAAAUAAACCAGAAAAAAAGAACAACAAAAUCUUUAUUAGCGAACCAUUUUGCUAUGCAGCGCAGCAAUAUAAUACUUUAUUUGCUAGCUUGCACUUAAUUUUGUAAUAUUUUCUAAAUACAUAACACUAUUACUUAAUUUAAAGAACAAAGGACAAUUUAUCGAUGUUGCGUGUAGUCAAUAUGAAAAUAAAAAAUAUUCUAAAUGAUGUGCAUUUCUUUCGCAUAGAUAUAAUUUAUUCUGCAAGUAUUUAAUGAGUAAUUUUUUCGAAUUGUGCAUGUAUUUACAUUUAAUAUUUGUGUGCUACUUCAAAUGGGAAUGUUAAAUGAGUUUAAUGUUGUGUAUUAAAUUAAAAAUCUAUGUACAUAUUUAAAUUGUUGUAAAUAUAUAGUUUAUCUGAAAAAUAAGCUGGACGUUGAUUUUUGGUUUUAGUUGUAUUCCACAUAAAGUGGAUAUUCGAGUUGUCUUGUAUAUGACGAUUUCUGUUAUUCGUUCACGAAUAUUAUGUUUGUUACUAUGUCAACAGUUUUGUAAUGAAGUUUGGUUGCACUUGUUAGGUGCUCGUAAUUUUCCAGGAACGUAAUAAGAUAAGACCAAAGAUUGAAAAUUGUGUUUUGCAUCCUCCAUCUUGUGCUGUUCGGUGCCAACAUAAUGUAAGCUUUAACUUCACACUUGUGUAAUCUAUAUACGUACGAGUACAUUGAGUAGACUGUGGCGGUGCUUGAUUUUUGAAACUUCAACCUUUUAUGAAUUUCUGUGCUAUGCGGCUCUUUUUGUUAAUUAUAAGUUGAUAAACUGGCAGACAACCAUUUGACAAAAACUAUUAUGUGUACAUACUGCACGAGUAGGAGUAUAAUAACUUUUUAAGUCGUCGUAGCGUACCUUAUGGUCAAGCUAUUGUGGUCUUGCUUUGAAAUAACACAAACGUGAUUGCUGAGUUGACAAAAUAUUAUGAUGAAUAUUAAUGUAUAUUUCCUUAUACCAAUCACGUUCUGUUAAUAGGACUGUUACAUCAGCGUCUCUACAUUACUCCCCCUUUGCACUAUAAAAUGAAGUUGCUAAACGUUUAUUGUUCGUUUGAAUGUUACGAUAUACGUAUAUUACAGCUGCAGUUUCUUCAAAACUUUUUUCAUUUUACAUUCUUCUACACUUUGAAAUUAUAUUGAAAUACUUUCCUAAAGGUAUAAAAGCACCGAAACAAUGUAACAAUAAUCUUAAAUCGUUGAGUUGUGUCACCAUAUCUCUUAGCCUAUGAAGGCUUAAAUAUAACAAAAAAUUGUAUUUGUAGUGUGAUGCUUUCACGUGAAUCGCAACGUAGUUGUGUAAAUUUAGUUUAUCGUUAUACCCCAAGAUGUUGCAAUGUAUUCAAUUAAAUUAGGUAGGCAGGUAUAAAAAUUUUUGAAAGUAUGGAUUAUUUCGAAGUGGACACUUCACACGCCAUUUUUAUGGACGUUAAUAUAUGUAUAGUGGUGUUGUAAUAUAUAACAAAAUUAAAUUGAAAUUGACAGAGUUAAAAAAUGUAACGAAGUAUUUUUUAAUAGGCUUUCUUGGAAAUAAAAUGAACUCAUUAGCAAUAUAGGUGUGCAUGUGCAGACCAUCACCUGUCUCGCGUUUACCUUGUGGCCCCUGAAGGGUACAAAACAAACUACUUUUAUAAUACUUAUUUAGUAAUGUUUUACGAUAAUUUUGGGAAUAAUAAGGCAGAGAAGUGACAUCUGCUGUCUUGAAAAUAUCUGACUCAUACUGAUUUUUUCUAAAAACAAUAUGAACUAAUAUUAAUUAUAUUUAUGUGUGCAUUAAGAUCUAAAGAGGUUCAGAGACAUCGUAUAUGCCACCUAUAUUUAACAUAAAAAAUCUAAUUAUUCAAAAUUGCUGAAGAUUUAUCGAAUACCUAAGUUUAGUGAUUUUUUCCUAGAUAUUUCCUUGUUUUCAAUUAUUAUUUCGGCUGGAUCUGCUGGCGCGUACUCGCAGUUGCUUUAUUAGCGACGCUUUUCUCUUAUUUAUCCGAACAGAGCCAUAGAACAACUAUAUAGUUGUUAAAUAUUUAUUAUUUACAAAUUAUAUUCCAGCAGAUAGGUAGCUGUGAUAGUUGAAUACUCAUUCUAUUUGUAUAUCGUAUACUUACAUUAAAAAUUGCAUAAAUAUUCGAUUAUUUUUAAUUAGAACUGAAUGGACGUAUAAAAAAAUAUAUCUUUUUUUAUACGUCCAUGUAGGACUGUAUGUGCAAUAUGAAGGAUAUCCAAUGAGAGCUUUGUAAUUUGUACAUUUAUAUUAAAUUUGUAUGAUUGAAGUACAUCUGUGUAGUGGAUAUAAUAAAUAGCAUUUUACUGAUAUUCUAAUUACUGUGUACCUGGUUGCCAUCUGUAUUUGGCGUUAAAUUUAAGCUUUUUGCAAACUGUCCAGAACUAUAGUAGUUGACUAGACUUCGAGUCUAUUGAUAAGAUUACAAUGUUUAUAGACGAGAAGUCAAAUGUAUAGAAUGUCUUGCCAAACAAAGAAAUUAUGUUUUUCCAGAUUGUGCGUAAUAUUAUUUAUUUUGAUGUAUCGAAGAAUCUUUUUAUAGACAAAAAUGUAAUAUCGUUAUUAUACAUAUUUUUUUAGUUUGAUGUUCUCUUAAAAUGUUUGUCUCAAUAAAUGUAAAAAAUAUA
Molecule: messenger RNA, 6201 nt
Organism: Plodia interpunctella (Indianmeal moth)
Lineage: Eukaryota; Metazoa; Arthropoda; Insecta; Lepidoptera; Pyralidae
Gene: Snrk
Product: SNF related kinase
Exons: 8
Coding region: 306-2372 (688 amino acids)
Biological process (GO): protein phosphorylation; intracellular signal transduction
Cellular component (GO): cytoplasm
Molecular function (GO): ATP binding; protein serine/threonine kinase activity
Source: RefSeq, a predicted model, not a curated record